This is a messenger RNA of Poecilia reticulata (guppy), 1867 nucleotides long. RefSeq names its product D-aspartate oxidase (gene ddo). Gene Ontology annotation, biological process: L-aspartate catabolic process; D-amino acid catabolic process. Gene Ontology annotation, cellular component: cytoplasm. Lineage: Eukaryota; Metazoa; Chordata; Actinopteri; Cyprinodontiformes; Poeciliidae. Gene Ontology annotation, molecular function: FAD binding; D-aspartate oxidase activity. The record is from RefSeq and is a predicted model, not a curated record.
GAAAAUGGAUGGAUGGAAUUUAUAAUAGGUUUUCUUGCAGUUCAACUGUGAGACAACACAUUCUCCCGUUUUCUACAUGAAGCACUUUGCUUUAAAUGACAUACAUCUUAAUGUCCAGUGUUAAAGAAUCAUGCUUUCUUUCUUCAUUUUAACAUUUUUACUUUGUUCAACUGUGUUUUCAUAUUCUUGUCAAAUGUGUUUUCAGGAUUGACCAAACUGCAGGCUUCUUGACAGACAGGGGGGGGAAAGUACUGGAGUUUCAGCACAUACAUCAUAAAUUAUACGCAGAUAAUCAACACAAGAUGUUAGGUUAUUUUAAUAUUCAAAAAAGGAUUUAGCAAAUAUCGAGAAAAUUGCUCUGAAGUCGCUUCUGCGCUCUGUUGCCAUGGUGAUUUAACUAGCUUCAAAAUUUCUCCUUCACCAUACAGAAAUUAUCCUUUUUUCAGAUCAACUUCUCUCCGUAGUAGACUCCUCUGAGCAAACCGGGACGCCUCUGCUGCCUGCGGCCGUGAGAGAUGACGGGAGUCCGGGUGGUCGUGGUGGGGGCCGGGGUGGUCGGGCUCUCCACCGCCGUCUGCAUCGCGGAGUCGCUGCCCGUCUGCUCGGUCACGCUGCUGGCGGAGAAGUUCAGCCCGGACACCACCAGUGAUGGAGCUGCCGGGAUCGUGUUUGCGGCUCCAUUUCCAGAUAUUCCUCUGGAAAGACAACGCCGCUGGUUCAAGGACAGCUUUGAUCACCUUCUGGCUAUCGCACAAUCCCAGCACGCUCCAGAUGCCGGCGUAAUACUCAGCUCUGGCUGGCAGAUUUUUAAGGAGGUCCCAGCCACCAAGGAGCCGUACUGGUCCGACUUGGUGAUUGGCUUCAGAGCCAUGACCGACCGUGAACUGAAACGUUUUCCAGACCACAAGUUUGGACAAGUGUUCACUACUGUAAAAUGUGAAUGCUCCAGCUACCUUCCCUGGCUUGAGGAGAGGUUUAGAAAAGCAGGAGGCCGGGUGGAGCAGAGGAGAGUCAGCAGCCUGCAGGAGUUAGGUGACGGUUUUGACCUCGUCGUCAACUGCUCCGGUCUCGGCUCCAAAGCGCUGGUGGGAGACCCAGGCGUGUACCCAGUCAGGGGCCAGGUCCUCCAGGUGGAGGCCCCCUGGUUGACGCACUUCAUCAGGGACGGGGACGGGAAGACCUACAUCUACCCCGGCGUCCACAGCGUCACCAUAGGCGGGACGAGACAGGAGGGAGACUGGCGCCUCCAUGUGGACAGAGGAGACAGCGCCAGCAUCCUGGAGCGCUGCAGCAGGCUGGAGCCGUCCCUGAAGAAAGCGAAGGUUCUGGGCGAGUGGGUCGGGUUGAGGCCGAGCAGGAGGAACCCCAGGGUGGAGAGGGAGAGGAUGCUCCUGCAGGGCCGCACAAGCGUGCCGGUCGUUCACAACUACGGCCACGGGGGCUGGGGGGUCACCAUUGCCUGGGGUACGGCUUUGGACGCCCUGGGGCUGGUCAGACAGUGCCUGAAAGAAAUGCCUCGGGCUAAGCUGUAGGCUAAACUAGUACGGCACUAAAACACGUCUUUACUAGAGACAGAACAUCCUGGUUUAUCACCACAUAAUAUCCCCACACAUAAAAAAAAUAUUUGGAAAUAUUUCCAUUUGCAAAGAAGCGUAGGAGCACCAGCCGUCUCUCAUUAAGGUAGCUGACUAACCAGCUUUUUAAAAAAAUAUAAAGUGAAGGACAGCGAAAGGGUGCAACAUUCUGUGCAAUAAAACAAACGAGAAAUACUUUUUCCUUCCACUAAACCAUCACUGACCUUUUGCCAAACUGUCGACUCACCUUGAUUAUGUGGGCCUUUGUCACAUUAUUGUAUUAAAAAUACUUU